UGUAUGAACUAGGAUCUCUGUAAAGUACAAAAUUAUACUUUUUAGAUCAGUAGUUUUAAUACAGCAGUACAGCAAAGUACUGUACAGUGACGUAAAGUAAUUAUAUAUCUGUACAAUAUAUCUUUACAUAUGUACAACGUCUAGGAUAGUGAACAGUUAUCAGUUGUGUUGUACAUGUUAAUAAAAUGUGAAUUUGGUGAUUUAAAAUAACAAAAAAAGUGUUAAAGAGUGGGAAAGAUAAAGGGACAAGAAAGAAUUUAGAGAAAAAUAAGAUUUGAAGAUGUUGGAUCUAGCGCUGGAGGAGAUCAACGUGAUCGCCAAGAUGGAGAUCAACUCUGAUGAGCGACGAAUCAGUUUUUCUCAGAAUUUAGCGGAUAUCCUGGAAUCUGUAAAAUUUGAAGAAGAGGAUGCUGUUGAAGAUAAAAAGAAUGAAGAAUUGUCCCACUCUUGCUUUCCAGUCAAUCAUGAAAACAACAUGAACCAUCUCCACAUCCUGGACUCUUCAAUUCAAUUUGACUCAGAAAAUAUAACGUUUGGUCAUAGAUUCCUAAAACAUAAACCUCCUUACGCGGACAAAACUCCUGCAAUGCAUAAUUUGACUAGCCCCAGACGGACCAACAAAGUCCUUAUGCCUAUCCCGGUGCCUCAACGCAUAAGUGGCAAAACUAAUAACAACAUUAAAACAUUUAUGCCUGAUAUUCAUCGAAAUAGUUCUAAAACGCUAAUAACAUCCUUGCCAAAAAGCUUUCAAUAUUCUUCAUGUUCCGCUAAAGUUAAUUGUCUGAAUAUUGAGGUUAAGAGACGUGACCCAAACAGGCGCUACUCCCUAGCAGAUCUUCUGGAUAGAAAGGACCCAUCUGAUAGUGCACAGUCAACUAGGCGAAACUCAGUAGUAGAUGGAAAGUAUAUCAUGAUGAUGAAUGAAGACUCUGGUCAAAAUGAUAGUGGCUUUGAAGAUAUGAGUCCAUUAGAUUCUGGAUACAAAACUUCCCAGGAAUAUGUGUUUAACGGAAUUAGUCUACCCUUUACUUUACCCAAUGCUUCUCCUAAGUCUAACACUAGCAGCUCUAAUGACACUGUUCCUGCUAAUUCAAUCCAACAAGUUAACAGAGCACCUCAUGCCAGCGCUUUUACGCCUGCAAUUUUAGAAUUACCAAACCUAACUUAUAGCAUAACAGAAGCAGUUUUUAUUGAAGAAACGCCGAUCAAACUAGAAACAGAACCUGAUAAUGCCUAUAUUACAAUCAAUAAGCCUCCAACAUAUCUAGGUGAAAGAAUUUUUUCGAAAGUAAGGAAGCGCUCUUUCAUGGUUGACAACAAGGCUUAUUCUAUAGAUGCAGAUAAGACCCGCAGAAAAUCUCUAAAUGAGAGCAAAAACAAAAAUCUUAGUUUGGACAACUUUUAUUUGAAAGAGGAUUCACUUUAUAGAGACUCUGUAUUUAGAGAUUCUCUUUUCAAAGAACCUUCUAGCACUACUUAUAGCAGGAAGGUAUCAAGACAGCGAAAGGUUUCAAAUCUAAUGAACAUCAAUGAGUCUGCAGAAGAGUGUCCUCAUAUGGAAAAUCUACUUGAACAACUGAAUACAUGGAAGUGUCAAGAAAGAGGUACUUUUUCUACAGUAAAUCUGAAGAACAGUCAAUCAGCCAUGCAGGGGAAGGUACCAAGCUAUCAGUCAAAUGAUUCUACACACUAUUUAGAUAAUUUAAAUGACAUAUUGGAAUACUCUAAAGAUGGAAAAGAAUCUGAAGAUCAUGAAGAGAGUAUUAAUGAUAAUGAACAAACUGAACAUUCAAAGGAAGUUGCUUGGUUUGAAAAGAAAAGAAUCAAACAAAACAUCAAUUUAGACAAUGAACUAAUUGACACAAGAGAAGAAGAGGAAAAGGCAAUUAUAUUUGAGAAUCAAUAUUCAUCUUUAUUCAAGUCCAUCCCAGUUUUGAAAGAAGUAUAUGAAGAACACAUUCAAGAUGAUAAUGGGGAUUUUCCUGAUGAGCUUUUUCUGCUUCCUGAUGAGGUUUUGGAUGCUGAUUACUGGAUGGUUAGGGAGGAUUUGUUUGGAUUGUGUGACACCCCCUCAGGUCCCUAUGUGACCUUAGAGGAGGCCCUAUCACUAGAGGACGUCCUUCCACCAGGGGUCAAGGGACUUAGACUUGGCUGGGCCUCAGAUAAGAACAGCACUAUCUGGAUAUGUAAGUACCACGCACCUCUGCCCCUUUAGUAAAAGUAAA
Molecule: messenger RNA, 2225 nt
Organism: Eurytemora carolleeae
Lineage: Eukaryota; Metazoa; Arthropoda; Copepoda; Calanoida; Temoridae
Exons: 6
Coding region: 281-2215 (644 amino acids)
Source: RefSeq, a predicted model, not a curated record